AUGGAAGACGAUAAUCUAAUUCUCCUUUUGAAUACAACUAAAUCUGAACAAACUACACCUAAUCAACAAAAACGUGAACCAUUAGUAGAAAUAGUCGAUAAUGAUGAUCAUGAUUCAGUAGUAACAAUGACUUGUUUAAAUGAUCGUAUUCCACCAAUACCAUCAAAUAAUUCUAAACGUCAUUUUGAUGACAUUAAAUUAGUUCGACCAUCAUCAGCUACAAGUCAAGGUUCACGUUCAAAAAGACAAGAGAAAAUUAUCAAUUAUGCACCUCAUUUAACAUCAGGUGGAAAUCGAAAUUCAACUGAUAAUUUAAUUCAAUCAUCUAUCGAUGUUACUCUAUCAACCAAUUCUUCACGUGAUGAACGACAACAGCAACACCACCAUCACCAACCUCAACAGCAACAGCAACAAUAUCAAAAUGCAACACCUAUUGAAGAUGAACUUCCUAUCAUAACGAUUGUUGGUAUUGAAGAUAAUGGUGAACGAGAAAAUGAAAAUCCAAUUGAUACAAAUGAUCCAUUAUUAACACCAUAUACAUCAUCAAAACCAGUAAUACCAUCUCAAGUACAUUCAACACCUGAUGUUCAAAUAUCACGUUUUGAUAAAGAUCCAACCACAUCCAAAGCUGCUUUUGCUCGUUCACAAUUAGCUAAACGUUUUUCAAUAAAUCAAGCUCAACAACGUCCUAUACCUAUUCAAUCACUUUCAAAUACUAAUAAUAAUGAUUGUACAUCAACAACUGAUCAACAACAAACAGCUACAUCUCUUGCUGCAACUGUUGCUGCAUCAAUAGCCGUUUCUGUUACUCAACCAUUUCUUAAACUACAAAAUGAACUUGAACAAAAAAUGAAUACUGUUCUCGAUCAAAUUCAUCAACAACAAAAAACAUAUACAAAUGGUGUGGUUGUACCUGUAACAACAGUUCAACAAACAUCUGAUACAAAUAAAUUAUUAAAUGAUUGUGUUGAUACACGAAUGAAAUAUAUGGAGAAAGUGCAAGAACAACAACAGCAAGUACUUAAACAACUUGCUGAUCUUGUACAAACAACAAAACCAAAAUCUAAAUCACCUUUUUAUGAAGAUAAAAUAUCUACAUUAGAAUCAAAUACAACACCACAACAACAAAAACAAUGUCAUUUUCUUGAUGCACUUAUUGGAACAUCACCAUCACCUGUUCGUCAUACUAAAUCCCAUAAAAAACAUCAUACACGCAAGAAAACUUCAGUAUCACCAUCAGCAACAAAUAAACGUCCAAGUCGUGUUACUAAUACUAACACACGUGUUGGCAAAGCUCGAUCACCAGUUACAUUCAAACAACAACCACCUAACAGCCAUUUUAAUAUUGAACCAUCAUUACCAUAUGGUUGUUCAGUUUGUGAUCGUUCACGUUCACGUUCUCGAUCACAUUCGCCUGCAAAAGGUCUAUCACCUGAUUCAUCGUAUCCACGUCCAUUUAUUCCUUUUCCUCGACCACCAUCAAUAAUGUCUGAUGGUUUCAUUCCAUCAUCAACUUCAUUCAUAACUGGAAAUGCUCUAAAUGAUGCUUAUCCACCAUUUGAUAAAUAUUUAAAUACUUCUAUUCCACCAUUACCACUUCAACCAAAACCGAUUCGACCAAUUAAUGAAAAUCUUGAUCUACAUGAUCGUAUUAAACAAAUAGAUGAAGCAAAAAAUUUAUUAGAUGAAAAUUAUUUAACAUUGCAAAGACGGAAAAAUGAUGUUACUUCUUUAGAAGCUACAACAAAUGAAUCAUUACGUAUUCAACGUCUUGUUGAACAAUGUGUUAAACAAGUAACACGACAAGUACGUGAAGAAGUUAAACUUAAAUUAGAACAAGAUGAAAUACAUGUUGAGCAAAAACAAAAAAUAAUACCUACAAAAAAACGAGCAACAUCAAAUACACAAUUAGCUUUUGAUCGUCAUUCAACAACACGUACAGGAAAACAGACAACCCCGAUAACUGAAUCAACAACAUCAACACAACCGUAUAGUGAUGCAUUUAUGGAAGCCGUAUAUGGACGUUCAUUGUAUCAAAAAAUUAAAAAAGAUGGUAAACAACCCUAUUUUAAAUUAAAACAUCAAGCUGCUCAACAAGCUAAACAAGCAAAACAAAUUGAACAAAUACCAGUCAGAGAUACUGGAUUAAAAUCUUCACCACGUACAAUUGUGCCACCUCGUCGUGUAAUAGAAAAACCUAGUCUGACACCACAACCACCACCGCCAUCAGUACCACAACCUAUGUACGAACCGGAAUAUUAUACUCGUCCUGAUGGUGUUAUUCUUCUGGGUCCACCACAAAUCCGUGAUACACGUACUUUCCAACCAACUUAUAUACCUUCUGAACAUCGAUUAACACCUCAUGUUUUACCUAGUGUUGAUGUUAAUCCAUCAACAAAAAAAGUUCGUUUUGGUAAUAGAACUGAAUCAGUUAAAGUUGAUUUAGAUGACAAUGAAAGGUCUGAGAAUGAAGACGAUGAUGAUGAUGACGGACAAGGUAUUGAAAUUCCAGGUUAUCAUCAAACAAAAGAUGAUUAUCAACAGACAUAUGAUGGUCCGAGAUUUCCACCAACAAUUCCUCAUGAUGAAGGUUAUCGUAAUCGACAAUAUGAUACAUUACAAACAGGUGCUAUUGAUUGGUUAGAACAAGAAUUAAUUGCUCGUUUUAUGAGUCAAUUACAAAAUCAACAAACAACUGUACCUAUACAACAACAUCGUGAUGUUAUUAGUGCACGUUCAUCAAUAAGUUCUAGUAGUGAUGAUCGAAGUAUUCAUGAUCGUUUACUUGAUUUACUUGGACAAGAUGGUUUUCAAUUAUUUAUUGAUAUGGGACAACCAAUUGAUCAAGAUUUAAUUCAAGCAUUAACACGUGAAGUACUUGAAGAACGUAUUGCACAAAUGAUUGGUUUUCGAUCACCAAGAGAAAGUAUUCAUAUAGUACCACCACCUCCUGCUCCACCACCGCGUACAACAACACCUACAGCAACAGUAACAACAACGACAACAGCUUUAGUUGAUAAUUAUCAGUGGCCACAAGAACAUGCUAUAGCAACACCUCAACCAACUCCACCACAUUCACCACCACCACCUACACAUCAUGCACGUGUUGUUACUCCAGAAAUUACAGGUCACGAAAUUUCAUCUGAUAGUGGAUCUACUACACCACGUUCAGUUACUCCAUUUGAAGAUCUUGAUCGUCCUUUACCUACUGUACUUCAUCAUAGUAUUGGAACACCUGAUCCAAGUGAUAGUCCAUCACCACCUUCUACUCCGCGAGUACCGCAACCACCUAUUGUGCAACCACAACCACAACCGCCACCACCACCAUUACCACCAGUUAUUGAAAAACGUGAUGCAUCUACUAUGGCAUCUAUUGAAUUACCUCGUCCUCCUUCACCUCCUCGUCCACCACCUCCUGUUAUUAUUCCGCAACCACCACCCCGACCACCAUCUCCUCCAAGACUAAAGACACCUUCACCUGUAUCAUCAACAUCAUCGUCAUCAUCAUCAUCAUCAUCAUCGCCAACUAGUUCAAGCAGUUUAUCAACAUUUUCUAUUCCAUAUUCAUCAACUGACAGUCCAUUUAGUGAUCAUGCAUGGUUUGACGAUCGAAGUGAAGGUCAAAUUGAUUUAUUAGGUCGAGAUCGACCACAUACAGAACUUAUUAUGAAACAAGCACAACGACUAUUAGAUCAACGACGUCGAUAUUCCUCAGUAACACCUGCUAGUAUGAGUAUAACAACACCACCUUUUUCACCUGCUGGCGGUACUCAUACAUUAUCUAUUGGUGAAAUUCCUCCUCAAUUUCCAGGUUCAAUUCCUUUUCAGCAGCAAGAAAAUGGACAUACAACUCCGCCAGGAUCUGAUGAAAGUAAUAAUUCUGGUAAAAGUGAAGGUGAAGUUACUUCAAGUAUGAUGAUGAAUCAACCAAUGCAAGCAAUGCAUAUUAAAUAUAGAAAAUCAUCUCAGGGCUUUUUAGGAAAAAAGAAUAACCGAAAAUAA
Molecule: messenger RNA, 4002 nt
Organism: Adineta steineri
Lineage: Eukaryota; Metazoa; Rotifera; Eurotatoria; Adinetida; Adinetidae
Source: the annotation of a GenBank genome assembly